Messenger RNA from Mercenaria mercenaria, 8281 nucleotides. RefSeq lists its product as uncharacterized. Gene Ontology annotation, cellular component: nucleolus; small-subunit processome. Gene Ontology annotation, biological process: protein modification process; rRNA processing. The record is from RefSeq and is a predicted model, not a curated record. The transcript has 16 exons. NCBI's taxonomy places the organism in Eukaryota, Metazoa, Mollusca, Bivalvia, Venerida, Veneridae. Bases 97 to 4881 code for a protein of 1594 amino acids.
UGUCUAACAGUCGUAUUUUCAUUAACAUUUAUUUACUUCCGGAAUCAACACGUGAAUUCGUAAAAACUUAGGGUUUUAUCAGUUACGAAGGCAGGUAUGGAUUUUGAAGAUGACGCUCAGUCUGAAGAUAUUCCAAGUAGUGGAGAAGAGGAUAACACAGAUGAGAGGAAACACAAUCAGUUACUGGAUGCUCUCUCUUCCCUUGAUGGCAAGAAAAGGAAUAAACUUUCACAAAGGACAGUCAUCAGCAGUCAAGUCUCAGAAUUUAACUUUUCUUCAAGUAAAGAUAAGACAAGUGUUGUGCGGCUUAAUGAGUUGGUUGGUUCCCUGAAAGAGAGUACUAGCCAUGGUGAACUGAAGAACCAGCUAAGAAAUAUCAACAGAAAUAAAAAGACUGUUUCCACACCACUACCUAGACAUGAAAAGGAAAAGAUUGACCGAGCAACUGCGUAUGAGACUACCACAGCAGACAUCUCUAAAUGGGAUCCUAUCAUUAAAAGAAAUAGGAAGGCAGAUCAGAUAGAGUUCCCACUGGAGAAGCCAGAUUUUAAGAUAGUUACCACAGAUCAGCUUGUCAAAAGAUUUCAGCCACGAACUCCGCUGGAGAGACAAGUAGCAGAGUUACUACAGGGCAGUGACAGUGUGGUACAGAAUAAAGAACAGGAACUGACACCUGCUGAGCAAAAAGCUCUACAAGCCAUGGAUGUUAAAGAGGCUAAAGAAAGAAGAAUGGAGUUGAUGAAAUACCGAGCAUUACUCUCUUACAAGGAGGCUAAAGCAAAACGACAGAAGAAAAUCAAAAGUAAAAGGUAUCACCGAAUAUUGAAGAAAGAGAAACUGAAAAAUGAAAAGAAACAUUUAGACAAGUUACAAGAAGAAGAUCCAGAAGGUUACCUCGACAAGUUGAACCUGCUGGAGAAGGAUCGAGCCCAGGAGAGAGUCAGUCUCAAACAUAGGGGCGGCAGCAAGUUUGCUAAACGACAAAUGAUCUAUGCCAAGUAUGAUGAUAGGGCAAGGCAAGAAGUUCAAGACAUGUUACAGAAAAGCAGGACAUUGACAAAGAAAGUGGAUGUAGAAUCAGAUUCAGAAGAUGAAAAAUUCCUGGAUGUUGGUGUUUCUAUUGAUAACACAGAGAUAGAUGUUGCUGCAAAAUCAGACAACCCUUGGAUGGCAAGACCUUCAAGUGGAAAACCAAAUGUUAGUUACUCCAGACCAGAAGCAAUAACUGAUCAUGACAGUAGAGAUGAAAAUGAACAAUCUGAAUAUUCUAGACCAGCUGAAGUUGUUAAUAAGGCAGCUGGUGUUGAUAGUGAUGAUGGAAACGAAGAUUCUGAGAAUGAGAAGACAGACUCUGAGGAUGUUGAUAAUGUAAAAGAAACUGAAUCUAAUGGAGAUAAUGAUGAAGAGGUAAUAUCAAUGAAGAAAAAACAAGGUACCGAAGUCCAUGAUUUAUCAACUUUAAACACUGAACAGUUUCUUAGUGAUACAAAUUCAGUUCAUACUGUUAAAUCUAAAGUAAGUGAAGAAAUUGACGAGAUAUUUGAAAAUAAGCAAAAUGAAGGAAAACUGAGUAGAAAUCAGAGAAGGAAAAGAAACAAAAACAAAAACAAAACUUUGGCAGAUGAAAAGAGUGAAAGCAAAAAGUCUAAGUCAGCUGAACACCAAAAGAAAAGUAAAAAAGAUAAAGUUGAUAAAAAAUUUGAUAUUGAUGCUGACAGUGAUAAUGAUGAUGAGUUGAAAAGUGAUUCUGGUGAUAUUGUAGCUAAGAAUAACAAAGCUGUUGUUAAUGAAGAAGAGGAAGAAGUUGAUGAAGAGGAACAGAUGAACAAUGAAUCACUUAGCAGGAAAAGAACUAUUGAGGAAUUUGAAGAAAUAUUAUCUGAUGAUAGUAAUGAAGAAAUAACAACUCGUAAGAAAAUGAAAACAGAUGGUAAAAAUAAGAAGAAAAGGAAGGAGACUCAACAGCAAGAGAAAAAUAAGGCAAAAGAAGCAUUUGUUGAUCCGAAGAAAUUGUUUACAAUAGAAAAUAAAAUUAGACAAGUUGGGUCCACACCAAAUGUUAUAGACACUGAGAAUGAUAAUGAUGUUGAUGCGGAUGAACAGCAGAGGUUGACAAUUGCUCAAGCGUUUGCUGAUGAUGAUGUUAUAGAAGAGUUUAGUAGAGAGAAGGAGGAUAUGGUAGAAAAAGGAAAACCUAAAGACAUUGACCUUACACUGCCUGGCUGGGGCUCAUGGGGUGGCGAGGGUAUCAAGGUCUCUGCAAGGAAAAGAAAAAGGUUCACUGUUAAAGCACCUCCGCCUUUACCAAGGAAAGAUGGACAUCUUGGUCAUGUAAUUGUGAAUGAAUCCAGGAUGGCAGCAGUGGCAAAACACAUGGUGCAUGAGAUUCCGUUCCCUUACACAAGUACUGAGCAGUUUGAGAAAAGUAUUCGAGCUCCACUUGGUAAAACGUGGAAUCCGGAGGCUGUCCAUAAAGAUCUGGUGAAACCCAAAGUUGUUACUAGUCUGGGAAAGAUCAUUAAUCCUAUUAACAAGUCUGAGGGACCUGAACUUGUCCGCCAAGUUUUCCUUGAACGUGGCUGGGUUGAGUUUGACGAGGAUGACCAAAGUGAGUCAGACUGGAAUUUAUGGUGGCGAACAUCACGCUUCCGACUCAGUGACUAUGAGAAUCUUUUCCCUUGGCAAAGACUCAAUCAUUAUCCAAAGUCAACUGGAAUUACAAAGAAGGAUUGUUUGGUCAGGAACUUGAAACGCAUGAAAGGUGUCCAUGGCUCGGCGAUGUAUAAUUUUAGUCCAGUGUCUUUUAAUUUGCCAAAUGAUUACACAAGAUAUCUUGCUGAGUAUGGAAAGAUCAAAGCAAAAACUGAUCCAAAGAAUUUUGCCUGGAUAUGUAAGCCAGCUGAUAUGUCACGUGGUCGUGGUAUAUUUGUGUUUAAAGAUAUUUCUGAUUUGCAGUAUGAUUGUAAUGCAGUGGUACAGCAAUACAUUGCUUGUCCUCUGUUGAUAGGUGGCUACAAAUUUGAUAUACGUUUAUAUGUGGCAGUGCCGUCUUUCCAUCCAUUGACAGUUUAUGUAUUCCAAGAAGGGAUUGUUAGAUUCAGUACAGAAAAAUAUGAUAUGUCAGCUCUAAACAACAUCUUUGCACACUUGACCAAUACAUCUAUCAAUAAACACAGUCCAUCAUACACAACAGACAAGGAAAGAAUUGGACCAGGAUGCAAGUGGACCCUCACUCAAUUGCGGUACUAUCUACAUCAAAACAGUCUGGAUGACCGACUGCUGUGGGCUAGAGUUACAAACAUAAUUAUUCUGACUUUGCUAAUACAAGCUCCCCAAGUGCCAAAAGAAAAGAACUGCUAUGAACUGUAUGGUUUUGAUAUUCUGAUUGACGAGAAUUUGAAACCUUGGCUUCUUGAAGUUAAUUUUAGCCCUGCUGUUGGCACAGAUUGCCAGGUUGAUGUCCUUGUUAAGAAGCCUAUGCUUCAUGAUUUAAUAGACAUGCUAAACUUCAAGGAUAGUGAUGCUGAUCGUGUUGGUGUAGAAAAGCAGGUUAAUACAGGUCGGCUGACAAACAGAGGUAGAAUGUCUGCAAAUAGGAACAAACCUGAGCCAGUAGACAGGACAACCACGUCAAGCAGACUGAGCCAGCGUGGCGGAAUACAACGAAUGAACUCUACAAUAUCAGCCACCUUGAAAAGCAUUGACCCGCCUGAAGUUGAGCAAACAUUGUCUUUCAUUCAGCAGGACAAUCCGUCCAUUCAGAAAACCAGUGAAGAGAAAAUGUGCUAUGGUUUACCACUGGUUUACCCUUCAGAUGAUGAGAAAGGUGACAGUGAGGAUCAUUCUGGUAGAUCUAGUGCCAAAAGUGACUAUAUUGAAGCAGAUAUUUAUGCUCUUUACUCAGGGGCAAGAUUCACACCUGCCCCAACAAUAACUUCUAUAGGACAGCCAACUCUAGAGAAGUCAUACGGUUCAUUUGAAAGAAGUGGGACAAUGUCUUCUAUUAAGAAAACUGAAUCUGUGCAAUCUCUUAAUCAGCGUGGUGAUAAACUGUCUCUUAAAAGUUUUGGAAACUCGGACAGUGCUUAUUCUAGUUUCUCUGAUAACUCUGAUAAAGUGACUGUGAGUAGUACAAAUAGUAAAAGUAAAAUAUUCAGUCAUAGAAGGAAAAGCUAUUCCUUACAAACAGAGGUACUCUCAGAGACACCAAGAGAAGCUGACUCGUUUCAGAUCAAAUCUUUGAGGCCGACAGAAAACUCAAAAUCUUUAAGGAAAGUGUCAAACCGAGGUGUAACACCUGUAAAUAAUAUAGUCAGUUUUAGAAGUAAAUCUAGGGUGAAUGUGCCCCAAAUUGAUAGAAAUAUGACUAAAAGUAGAAAUGUUUCAAGAACACCUUCAAACUUUGUUACUAGAUCAAGUUCUAGAUUUGGUAAUGUAUCAAGGAGAAGUGAUCAGGAAUUCAGUCAGAAAAAUCAUGCUCAGGGAGUCAUGUCAAGUAUGUCAUCUGUUUCAAAAACCCCUAGAGAGAAAGAGACAAUAAAUCUAGGACUGACUGGAAUAUCCAAGAAAACACCAACAAGUCAUAAGUUCCGCCAGAAAUCAAAGUCGCUGAUGUCGCAUCAUAAACCUAAAGGUCCUCCGCCCAAGGUUGGGGACUUCUUUUUAGUCUUUCCUUUCAAUGAAGGGACCUUCAAAGCUGCCAACUCUACACUUGAUCCUCAUGUAGUUAUCAAAGAAACUCAGAAACUCUUCAAGGAUUUGAAACUGGAGGUAGAAAAGGCAUCAGAUGACAGGAAGAUUGGAGGACUGCUCCCGUAUGGGUCUGCAGCAGACGCAGAGAGACUCUGGGCUCCAGUAAAACCACAACCAGAGGAGCAGUGAGACUGUAUUGUCCAGGUUAAGAAUCAUGAUGUACAGUAAAGCUUGAUGUUUGGUAUCAGAAAAUGAUACAGAGUGAUCGAGAAAUCAUGUUGUUGAUCAUGUUAAAGAAAUCUGGAAUUGUGGGAAAUGGUCAUGGCAGUAAACAGAUCCUGUUGCAUUUAGGGAAUCCAGGUUGAAGAAAAGUCGUAUGUGUAAGACAAGAUUUACAUGCAGCAUUUUGAAUAUGGUGAAUUAUUACAAAGUCUGAUAUCCUUUCCACACAAAUUACAUUACUGGGUCUGGUAGAAAUGUCGUUGUAUCUAUUUUUGAUCUAUGUUCUGUUGCAUUGUUUUCCAAGGGGAAAAACAAAGAUAGCUACACACAGCUCAUCAAUUGGAUAAAGUUCUAAGCAAUUUGGUCAAGCACUGUAAAUAUAUUAAGUAUAUUUCUGCAUAUGUUUAUCAAAUGUUGGCCAGUGCAGUCUUGCAAUAUAAAGUUUGGGGAAAAAGUUAUUUCCGUAAAAAUAUACAAAAUAUACAUGUACAUUUUGUAUAUUGCAAUAUUAUUUAUUGUUAUCUUUUGUGCUUGCAGUCAGUUGUAAAAUAUUGCAGAGCAAGAAUUAAGCUAAUUUUUAGCUUGACUAUUCAAAGAAUAGUCUAGCUAUUCUACUCACCCUGGCGUCGGCAUUGGCGUCGGUGUCACACCCUGGUUAAAGUUUUGCAUGCAGGUACAUAUGGCUAUCAUUUAAAGGCAUAUAGCUUUGAAACUUAUUUUUUUCUUUUUCUAGGUCAAUUACCAACCUCACUGGGUCAAGUGCCAUAACUCUGACAUGUAUUUUGGCCAAAUUGUGCCCCCUUUUGGACUUAGAAAAUCCUGGUUAAGUUCUACAUGCAAGUUACUAUCUCCAAAACUAAUGCCGAUAUUGAAUUGAAACUUCACAUGUGUCUUCGGGGUUAUAAAACUAGGUGAUAGCAUCAAGAGCUAUAACUCUGACAUGCAUUUUGGCCAAAUUAUGCCCCCUUUUGAACUUAGAAAAUCCUGGUUAAAGUUUUGCAUGCAAGUACAUAUAGCUAUUACUUAAAGGCAUAUAGCUCUGUAACUUAUUUUUUCUUUUCUAGGUCAAUUAAUUACCAACCUCACUGGGUCAAGUCCCAUAACUCUGUCAUGUAUUUUGUGCAAAUUAUGCCUCGUUUUGGACUUAGAAAAUCCUGGUUAAAGUUUUGCAUGCAAGUUAAUAUCUCCAAAUCAAAUGCAGAUAUUGAAUUGAAACUUUACUGUAUCUUCAGGGUUACAAAACUAGGUUAUAGCAUCAAGUCCCAUAACUCUGACAUGCAUUUUGGCCAAAUUAUGUCCCCUGUGAACUUAAAACUUCCGGUUAAAGUUUUGCAUGCAAGUUGCUAUCUCCAAAACUAAUGCAGAUACUGGAUUGAAACUCUAUAGAUAUUCUAACAUUAAGGGUAAUAUUCCUGCUUCUGGGACAACAAUUCGAAUAGUCGAGUAUUUGCUGUCUUACGGACAGCUCUUGUUAUUAACUUAUAUUAAGUCUAAACAUGAUUUUAUAUUUUGCUGCCGUUACCUGGUCAUUGACAAAUUUUUGCCUUUUGAUGACGUCUGCUUUCAGAAUUAAUGUAGUAUCUUCCUUUAAUUUAAAACAAGAGAAGUAUUUUAUAUUUGACUGUGAUAUUUAAUAAGUAUUUAUACAAUGUAAUUUUAAACAAUGUUUUGUUAAACAUGAUCUGUUAGAUAAGAUUACAAGGUAUAUUUGUUAAGUUAGAAUGUUUUGUUUCUUUGUGAGGAUUGUUAAAGGUGAUUUUAACAUAGGGCUGUCAUUGAAAUGAGAAAUGUCAUAUAUCAACUGACAAAUAUCAUAUAUCAGCUGACAAAUAUCAUAUAUUGACUGACAAGUAUGAAGAAAACAUCAAUACUGUGAAAUCAUUUAAUUUCGUCGUCCUUCAUUCCGUCCGUCGUCCUUCCGAGAAUGUUGUGUCGCGCCUAGCUCCAAAAGUAUUUGACCUAGAGUCACAAAACUUUACAGGAAUGUUGGUCAGCAUGUGUAGUUGUGCACCUGGGGUUUCGCGCCCGAAUUCAUUCAGUCAUUUAGGAGUUAUGGCCCCUGACUUUGUAAAAAUUGGUUAUUUUAGUGUUGUGUCGCGCCUAACUCCAAAAGUAUUUGACGUAGAGUCACAAAACUUUACAGGAAUGUUGGUCAGCAUGUGUAGUUGUGCACCUGGGGUUUCGCGUCCGGAUUCAUUCAGUUGUGUAGGAGCUAUGGACCCUGACUCAGUAAGAAAUUAGUCAUUUUAAUGUUGUGUCGCACGUAGCUCCAAAAGUAUUUGACCUAGAGUCACCAAAGUUUACAGGAAUUUUGGUCAGCAUGUGCAUUUGUGCACCUGGGGUUUCGCGUCCGGAUUCAUUCAGUUAUGUAGGAGCUAUGGCCCCUGACUCAGUAAGAAAUUAGUCAUUUUAAUGUUGUGUCGCAUGUAGCUCCAAAAGUAUUUGACCUAGAGUCACGAAAGUUUACAGGAAUGUUGGUCAGCAUGUGCAUUUGUGCACUUGGGGUUUCGCAUCUGGAUUCAUUCAGUCGUGUAGGAGUUAUGGCCCCUGACUUAGUAAAAAAUUGGUCAUUUUGAUGUUGUGUCACGCCUAGCUCCAAAAGUAUUUGACCUAGAGUCACGAAAGUUUACAGCAAUGUUGGUCAGCAUGUGCAGUUGUGCACCUGGGGUUUCACGUCCAGAUUCAUUCAGUAUUGUAGGAGUUAUGGCCCCUGACCUAGGAAAAAAUUUGUGUCCUUUGUCAUGUAGUGGGGGCAUCUGUGUCCCAUGGACACAUUUCUAGUUUUAAAAAAAAAUUCUCAUAAUUUCCACAGAAAUAGAUCUAGUAUAUCAUUUUGUUCUUACUUGUGAAACCUACACAUGUCAAACAGUGCUACCAUGGUUACUGAAUUUGCAAUCUACACCACGGGAAAUUAGCGAGUAAUCAUGUGCCAAUUAAAUACCGUGUUAUCUUAUACAACUCCAAAUUUGUAAAACUGGCGCCAAUUAAAAGGUGUCAAAACCCUAGCACCUGGGAUAUAGUCUUGCACAAUUAGCUUCCUUAAUCGAAUCAAGUAAAACUAAUGGCUAGUGUAUAAACACUGCAGAACGGGGCCGAAAAAAUUCAAAUAACAGUCGCAGCACAGUGCAGUCAGUUACAUGAUGCUACAUCAAACUACUAUUUUUAGUAUCUACUUUCACUUUGACGAGCAUGUUGUAAACAAAAUACUGGUAAAUGUCUUGAUGAAAUAGUCAGUUUUGUUCCGAAGCGUAUGUUUAUCGUUGAUGGAGCCUCCAUAAACUACACAAAAGCUGCAGGUCAGUACUGCUGCAUGCACACAACUACGGACCAGAUCCGAAGGCUAUGGUAUCUUUUUUGGUGACAUUGA